UUUUAGAAUGGUAACCAUAUUGAAAAAUCUUCAGUGAAGUGUCUUAUAAUCUGUCAAAUGUUAUUUCAAUCCUAAUUACAAGAAUGCCCGUCAAAGUCGACAUAACACCACCACCUCCAGCAAAUUCAAAACAACCAGGAAUUACAAAAUCACUUUUAUACAACGGUUCAAAAUUUCACGGAUCACAAAAAUCAAAAGGAAAUUCGUAUGAAGUUGAAGUGGUUUUACAGUAUGUUGAUGAAGAAAAUUCAUAUUUAUGUGGCUAUUUAAAGAUCAAAGGUUUAACAGAAGAAUUUCCCACGUUAACGACAUUUUUUGAUGGUGAAAUUAUCAGCCAAAAAUAUCCUUUUUUGACGAGAAAAUGGGACGCUGAUGAGGAUGUUGAUAAAAAACAUUGGAGUAAAUUUUCAUCAUUCUAUCAGUAUGCAAAGACAUUUAAUUCGGAUAGUUUCGAUUAUGACGCACUAGCACAAACGGACUUUGUAUUUAUGAGAUGGAAAGAACACUUUUUGGUACCAGAUCAUAAAAUAAAGGAUAUAAAUGGAGCAUCAUUUGCUGGAUUUUAUUAUAUAUGUUUCCAAAAAUCAGCGGCAACCAUUGAAGGUUAUUAUUACCAUCGAAGCUCUGAAUGGUUUCAAUCGUUAAAUUUAACUCAUGUUCCAGAACACAGCAUACAAAUAUAUGAAUUUAGAUAAAUGUUAACAAAAUUAAAUCCAUACAAAAUACUUAUUAACAAGAUCGCAAACACUAAAAACAAAAAACCAAGAAAAAAACAAAAAAUAAAUAAAUUAUGAAUUCUAAUUGAAAUAAAUGAAAAAUAAGCUAAAAACUAAUUGGCCAAUAUUUUUUAUUAUACUUUUGUACAUUUAAAGAAAAAAAGGCACAUGUAAAAAUGAAAAUACGAAUCGAACAAAUUUGCUUUUAUUUUUCUUUUAAGAAAAUAUAAGAUGGUAUAUUUAUUAACUGUAUAGUUAAAAUCGGUUAUAAUGAGGGUGAAGGAACCUACAAUCAAUAAAAGCAUGCAUAUACACAUCUAUUUCGAAUAAUUAACUGAGAGAAAUAUCACUAAGACCCAAUUUGGUGACUCGCUAAAAAUAAACCUUCUCUGAACAAAAAUGAAAACUCGAUAUUCGAAAGACAAACUGGAAUACCAAAAAGUCGGAUUGGGAGCGCCCUAAUAUAUACAUUUUAUCCAGAGACGGAUUAAGAAAUUUUGCGCCCAUAAUCAAAUUAAAAAAUUAGCAUCCCUUGUAAUAAAAAUCUGUCAAUAAAGAUCUUUCUUUUAGUUCUUUAGUUUAAAGUUCUUAUUUCUUAGAACCUGUAAAUGGUGUUGAUUAUUUGGAGUUGCUCUUCGUCUCUGGCUGUCGUUGUUAAAUAAGAACGUAGAUACAUUAAACAAAAAACUACGCACGCGCUCCUUUGUAACCUCCCGCUUGUAGGCAUAUACCGCCUGAUUUGCCUUACGGACCCGCCUCUUAUUUUAUCUGUCUAGAAUAAUUAUAUAGUGAGAGAAAUGUCACUAAAAGUUAGUUUGGCGACUCUCACCAAAAGUUAUUGUUCUUUAAAGAAAACCUUUUGGUAUUUUAGAUUGUCUUUUGACGAUCAUGUUUUAUUUUUACUCGGAGAAAGGAUAAUUUUUGCAAAAAUAUCAUCAAAAGAGGUCCUAAGUUGAACCUUACUAAAAAAAUGAAUUACUAUAAGAGUGAAUUUUUAUUGGCAUCGAAUUGAGAGAUGGUUAUUGAAAUAAAUCGUUGUAUUUAUUUUAAUAAAAAUUAAUAACUGCUAGCUGGUCUUGUGUUUCAGGGCUCAAUGUUUGUAAGUCUCAAAAUUAAGAUCAAAAUAAUAUAUGUUGAUCGUUAUCGUCUACUAAUUCUAAUAACGGUUAGUCGGCUAUAACCCAUAUGUCAAUAUGUCAAAUGUUAUUAUAUGUUUCCAGAUAUAUUUGGAUUCUGCUUGUACCUUACCAAUUCUUCGUUAUAACCGAUUUUUUUGGCUGUAUUUCCAUCAAUUUUUUUCUUGAUGAAUAGAAGUAGGUUUUUUUUUUUGUUUUUUAAGGAUGAAACUGAUUUGUAGUAACGUUCAGAAAUUUUUAUUUUGUUUUUUUUUUUUUAUA
This is a messenger RNA of Chrysoperla carnea, 2113 nucleotides long. Its product is annotated as glucose-induced degradation protein 4 homolog. Gene Ontology annotation, biological process: protein catabolic process in the vacuole; proteasome-mediated ubiquitin-dependent protein catabolic process; negative regulation of gluconeogenesis. NCBI's taxonomy places the organism in Eukaryota, Metazoa, Arthropoda, Insecta, Neuroptera, Chrysopidae. The transcript is spliced from 4 exons. Gene Ontology annotation, cellular component: extrinsic component of membrane; GID complex. Bases 84 to 695 code for a protein of 203 amino acids. The record is from RefSeq and is a predicted model, not a curated record.